AACACUUUGAGAUUCACAAAACCAUAUAAAUAUUUGAAUUCAUAUCUUUAGCGUACCAAUAGAAACAUACAAAGCUGAUCACCAACCUCCAUGUUAUUCAAACCAACCAAAUACAGCCAUAUAAUUGCCCUUUGAAAUUGCCAAGUUGAAGGAAGGAUCCUAAACUCUUCAUUAUAUAUAUACAUAGGCAAGCAAACAGCUCCUGAACAAGUACCUUUCCUUCUCUUUCUCUUUAGUUUUCUUUUUUUCCUUCUUUCUUCAGCUUAUUGCCAUGGAAAUUGGAAAUAUAGUGGAAUUCUUAAAGGAUAAGAGUAUUCUGAUCUCUGGUUCAACUGGCUUUCUAGCAAAGAUUUUUGUUGAGAAGGUGUUGAGAGUCCAGCCAUCUGUGAAGAAGCUCUUUCUCAUUGUGAGAGCUCGCGAUGCCAGUUCAGCUGAACAGAGAUUUCAAAAUGAGGUGAUUAACAAGGAUCUCUUUCAAGUUCUUAGAGAGAAACAUGGAAAGGAAUUUGAUUCAUUUAUAUCCAACAAGAUUUCUCCUAUUGCUGGAGAUAUUGCUGAAGAGAAUCUUGGAAUUAAAGAUUAUAGUAUCAGAGAAUAUUUGUGGAAGGAGAUUGAUAUUGUUGUUAAUGUGGCUGCAACCACAAACUUUUAUGAGAGAUAUGAUGUGGCUUUGGGUAUCAAUGUAAUGGGAGCCAAAAAUGUGUUGGACUUUGCAAAGCAGUGCACUAAAAUCAAGAUGCUUUUACAUGUUUCAACUGCUUAUGUUGCCGGUGUGCAAGAAGGAAUAAUAACAGAGAAGCCGUUUAAUUUUGGUGAGGCAUUGAAGCCAGAUUUGAAAGUAGACAUUGGAGAAGAGCUAAAGCUUCUAGAAGAAACAAAGAACCAAAUUCAAGAUGAGAAGAAGACAAAAGAAGCAGAAAAAGAAGCUAUGAAAGAAUUGGGUAUCAAAAGGGCUAGAAUUCAUGGUUGGCCAAACACAUAUGUUUUUACAAAGGCAAUGGGAGAAAUGCUUCUUGGGCAUAUGAGAGGAGACCUUCCUCUUGUUAUUAUACGUCCAACAAUAAUAACAAGUAUUUAUAAAGACCCGCUACCAGGUUGGAUUGAAGGAGCAAGGACAAUUGACAGCAUAAUAGUUGGUUAUGCAAAGGGAAAUAUUUCAUCUUUCCUUGGAGAUCCUCAGAUGUCAAUGGAUUUAAUACCUGGAGACAUGGUGGUGAAUGCUAUGAUAGCUUCAAUUGCUGCUCAUUCUAAUCAACAUUCUCAAUUUAUAUAUCAAGUGAGUUCAUCUGUAAGAAAUCCUGUAAAAUACUCUACACUUCUUCAAUCUGGAUAUCAAUACUUCAAGAAAAAUCCUCGAACUACAAGUGACGGAAAGACAAUCAAGACAACAACGAUUCAUGUUAUGAAAACCAUGUCAGAUUUUAAGAGAUACAUGUUUCUUCGAUACCGCCUGCCAUUAGAGGGAUUUCGCUUGCUGAAUCUAGCCUGCUGCUGUUUGUUCAAUCAACGAUUUAACCAACUCUGGAGGAAGUACAAAUUUGUGAUGCGCCUUGCUGAGCUUUAUGCUCCCUAUGCCUUUUUUAAAGGAUGUUUUGAUGAUACAAAGUUGGAAAAGUUAAGGAUGACAACUAGGGACAGCAUGGAGACCAUCUUGUUUGAUUUUGAUCCUAAGCACAUUGAAUGGGAAAAUUACUUCUCUAACAUUCACAUCCCUGGCGUGCUCAAGCAUGUGUGCAAUUAGCACUACUUCAAAGAUUAUUUUUUAUAAGCCAUUUGUUGUAAAACUAUGUAAUCAACUAAACCAUGAAUAGCAUUUGCAAAUAGCUAGCAUUUUUUUUUUUUUUCAAAACUCAGUUAUUCAUUUAAACUGCAUUGAUAUUACAAGUUCAUUAAUGUAUUUUUCAUUGAUUUCAGUUAUCAAGAUAUGCAACAAUAUUGUUAAUAAACUAUUGAGUAUGGA
Dendrobium catenatum is the source of this 1960-nucleotide messenger RNA. RefSeq names its product probable fatty acyl-CoA reductase 4. Gene Ontology annotation, biological process: suberin biosynthetic process; long-chain fatty-acyl-CoA metabolic process. NCBI's taxonomy places the organism in Eukaryota, Viridiplantae, Streptophyta, Magnoliopsida, Asparagales, Orchidaceae. The transcript is spliced from 10 exons. Bases 272 to 1741 code for a protein of 489 amino acids. Gene Ontology annotation, cellular component: intracellular membrane-bounded organelle. The record is from RefSeq and is a predicted model, not a curated record. Gene Ontology annotation, molecular function: alcohol-forming very long-chain fatty acyl-CoA reductase (NADP+) activity.